Eucalyptus grandis is the source of this 1775-nucleotide messenger RNA. RefSeq lists its product as uncharacterized. Lineage: Eukaryota; Viridiplantae; Streptophyta; Magnoliopsida; Myrtales; Myrtaceae. The transcript is spliced from 5 exons. The record is from RefSeq and is a predicted model, not a curated record. The coding region runs from base 216 to 1598 and encodes 460 amino acids.
UGCGUCAGCGAUGGCCUCACAGCAUUCGGAGCGUAGGGAGCGUAGCAGGUAGCCGUGGGGACGCGGACCCAUUACCCUUUUUGUUCGGUCCCCCAUAAAUACAACCCCCACGAUGCAAAUUGGGUAAGAUAUCUGGGGCUAUAGCACCGGCGGAAUUGGCCGAAUCAAGGGAAGGUGAGUGAUCUGGCCGGAGGCGAGGGAAAACGAGAGAAAGGAUGCGCCUGUACCGCGGGAGCGGUGGGACGAUGAUGCUCCUCCUCCAGAAGAUCGUGGGCGUGAGCGUCGUGAUAUGGGUGACCGUGAUGGAGCCGCGCGCCGCUGGGUCUGCGAACGGGAAGCUCAAGUCGGCCACUUUCCUGUCGCCCAAGUUCGUGUUGGGACCGGGCUCCGUGGAGGAUAAGUACUACUUCGACAUCGAUUUCCCCAGAGGUCACGUCGCCCUCAAGAGCUUCGAUGCUGAAGUCGUCGACGAGGAUGGCAUCCCCGUCCCUCUUCACCAGACUUAUCUCCACCACUGGGUCGUCGCCAGAUACCACGCCCCGCUCCAUCCCCAGUCCGAAGAUGACUACGAGUUCGCCCGCAACUCUGGAAUAUGCCAGAGGCAUUCCCUUGGACAGUACUUCGGCCUGGGCUCCGAAACGCGCAAGACCGCCACGUUUGUUCCCGAUCCUUAUGGAAUCGAAGUGGGUAAUCCCGCGGACCUCCCUGCUGGGCUGGAGGAGAAGUGGAUGCUCAAUGUCCACGCCAUCGACACGCGUGGCGUGGAGGAUAGGUUGGGCUGCACCGAGUGCCGGUGUGAUCUCUACAACGUCACUCAGGAUGCGUACGGCAGGCCUCUCAGGCCUGGCUACACAGGCGGUUUGUACUGCUGCUAUGACCAGACGCGGUGCAGGCUCAGACCGGGCUUUCAAGGCCCUCGUAGAAGCCUCUACCUGAGGUACACCGUGGCCUGGCUCGACUGGGAUGCAUCCAUCCUCCCUGUCGACAUUUACAUACUCGACGUCACUGAUACCUGGACUGCUCCUCGUAAUUCAUCCGAACAAGGUGCAGAAGAACAUCAUUGUCGAGUUGAAUACGACGUGGAGUCUUGCAAUCAAGCUACUAAAGUUGAUGACUUGUGCAUUGACAGCAAAAGGACAAGCCUCGCCCUGCCUACUGGUGGUUAUGUGGUGUAUGGUGUUGCUCAUCAGCAUUCAGGGGGUCUUGGCUCCAAUCUUUAUGGAGAGGAUGGACAAAUCGUAUGUUCUUCAGUGUCGGUUUACGGUACAGGGAAGGAAGCAGGAAAUGAAGCUGGCUACAUAGUAGGGAUGUCAACAUGCUAUCCUCGACCUGGUUCAGUUAAAAUUAAUGACGGGGAAAUUCUCGUUCUGGAGUCCAAUUAUAGCAAAUCACAAAACCACACUGGUGUUAUGGGACUUUUCUAUCUUUUGGUAGCAAGGGACUUGCCUUCCUCUGUCCAGAUGCAGAGAAACAUGGCUUUGCCCCAUUUUGGAGGAGCAAUACUCACUUUUCUUGGAGUGGUAAUUGCCAUCGCUGUUGGAAUCUCCUUGAAGCGUAGAAAACAAAGAGAGGAGGGUUACGAGUCACUUAUGACAUGAACUUGAUUCAGUGAGCUAAGUUAUGUACUUUGUAUUGCUAUCAGUAAUGUAUGCGUACUUGUGAACUGUACUUGGACUUGUUUGCUGGAGUUAGCAGUUGCUCUGCUUCUAAAGCACGUGCAACAACCAUGUAUAAACCACAAAAUAAAAUGAGUCCUUCCUCUUUGUGCUCGUUAA